AUGGCUUCAUUGCCUACUCCAGCGCAUGGGGUGCAAGAUGGGCAGUCUGAUGACCAACCCCUGGUGCUGCCGAGCUGCAUCAAUGAGAAGGAAGUAGACCACAUCUUCCGGUACCUGUUUAAGGGCUGGUCAAAUGAAAACGCUAGCGAGGAGGAACUCAUUGCCAUCCUCAAGUUGUCACACAUGUGGGAGAUCACAGAUGCGCAUAACUAUGCCAUUCAGAUGUUGAACAAGUCUACUGUCUCCAACCCGGCGCUUCGCUUCCACCUGGGCUGCACGUACCAAGUCUAUGACUGGAUUGAGCCAGCAUUUCGCGAGCUGAUGUCAAUGCCAGUCCACGCGAUUACAAGGCCAAUGGCUCACCUGAUCGGACCCAACGCUUUCUAUGCCAUAGCCAACACACAUGCCCAGAUUGCUGAACACCGACUUGUGCUGGCUUUCUAUCCCUCACCCUACAUUGAAGACGUAUCCUGCUUCACCUCAGAACAAUGCCGUCAGGCCUGGACUACGCAGUGGUGGCAGGGGCUUGCCAAGCAUCUCUUACACCCGGAUGCUGGCAGGAAUGGCCGCCAGAUUCUGGACAUGCUGGAGACAGUGCGGAUCCCUGGAAUGUGUCAGGGUUGCCAGGACUUGAACGUCAGUUGGGUGAAGCAGAGAGAGGCUUUAACCAGAGAUGAGGAGAUGUUCGAGGAGACUAUCGCUGACAUUGUAGGGCAGUACGUUGUCAAGAAGAAAGCCGCGGACAUCCAGCUGGUCGAGGAUGGAGGGCAGGAGAAUGUCGCCUAG
Gloeophyllum trabeum ATCC 11539 is the source of this 786-nucleotide messenger RNA. RefSeq lists its product as uncharacterized. The transcript is spliced from 2 exons. The record is from RefSeq and is a predicted model, not a curated record. Lineage: Eukaryota; Fungi; Basidiomycota; Agaricomycetes; Gloeophyllales; Gloeophyllaceae. The coding region runs from base 1 to 786 and encodes 261 amino acids.